AUGAGGGGCAGAGGUAUGAAGUCACUUUUUUCACCCUUCACUCUUUUGUGUUUGGGGAGCAUUCUGAUGACUGCGGUCUGGUACGUGUUCGACAACAAUGGUGAUUUGACCCCACCUUUACCGGUCCAUCAGAAGAAAAGUACCCUUAAGACCUUUAACCUCUGCAAAGAAUGCAAGGAAAUCAUUGGAAAAGUAAUGCAGAAUUACUCUCAAAACUGGCACAAGCAGGAAGAUGAUUACCAAAAACUCAGAUCUCAGCUGAGGGCCAAGUGUAAUGGUUUUGACAAGGCCAUCAUUACCCAGGAAUACUCGCCAGUGGGAUCAAAGCUUGUUUAUGACUGGCGAAAGAAGACCAUCAAAGUUGAUCCUAAGCUUUUCAGCACUUUUAUAAAGGAGCAUCCUUUCUCAAACAGAACAUGGGACACAUGUGCUGUUGUUGGAAAUGGAGGCAUCCUGGCCAACAGUGGCUGUGGACGGAUGAUUGAUUCAGCUCAGUUUGUAUUCAGGUGCAACCUUCCUCCUUUGAAAAAUGGUUAUGAGAAACAUGUGGGCACUAAGACGGACCUUGUGACGGCAAACCCAAGCAUCCUGAUAGAGAAGUUUGCAUCUCUGAUGGAUCGUCGUCGUCCAUUUGUGGAGAGUUUGCGCACUUACAGCAACUCCUUACUCCUCCUUCCUGCUUUCUCCUUUGACGACAACACUCCUGUAUGUCUUCGAGUCGCUUACACAGUUGAGGACUUUGGAAGCCCCAUCAGACCUGUCUAUUUUAAUCCUGAGUACAUCAUCAAUUUGCAUGCUUUCUGGUACGCACAAGGCCUGCAACCGAACAGGAUGAGCACCGGUUUGAUAAUGGUGAGCCUGGCACUUGAGGUCUGUGAAAAUGUUCAUGUUUACGGGUUCUGGCCCUUUAUUAAUCAUCCCUAUGGAUUCUACGACCUGACACACCACUACUAUGAUGACGUAAAAGCUGAAAAAGGAGUACACGCCAUGCCAGCUGAAUUUGAACUCUUAAUGAAGCUGCACAAUCAGGGGGUUCUGAAACUUCACCUGGGAGACUGCUGA
Cheilinus undulatus (humphead wrasse) is the source of this 1062-nucleotide messenger RNA. Its product is annotated as alpha-2,8-sialyltransferase 8E-like. Gene Ontology annotation, molecular function: alpha-N-acetylneuraminate alpha-2,8-sialyltransferase activity. The coding region runs from base 1 to 1062 and encodes 353 amino acids. The record is from RefSeq and is a predicted model, not a curated record. Gene Ontology annotation, biological process: N-glycan processing; oligosaccharide metabolic process. NCBI's taxonomy places the organism in Eukaryota, Metazoa, Chordata, Actinopteri, Labriformes, Labridae. The transcript has 7 exons.